Athene cunicularia (burrowing owl) is the source of this 2739-nucleotide messenger RNA. RefSeq names its product phosphoglucomutase 3 (gene PGM3). The transcript is spliced from 13 exons. NCBI's taxonomy places the organism in Eukaryota, Metazoa, Chordata, Aves, Strigiformes, Strigidae. The coding region runs from base 21 to 1649 and encodes 542 amino acids. Gene Ontology annotation, molecular function: phosphoacetylglucosamine mutase activity; magnesium ion binding. The record is from RefSeq and is a predicted model, not a curated record. Gene Ontology annotation, biological process: carbohydrate metabolic process; UDP-N-acetylglucosamine biosynthetic process; hemopoiesis.
UGUUACUUCCUUCUCUAGAAAUGGAUUCUGAAGCCCUUAAAAAAUACUCAGCAUUACACCCUAAACCUGCUGGACUUACUCUUCAGUAUGGCACUGCUGGAUUUCGCACCAAGGCUGAACAGCUUGAUCACGUCAUGUUCCGCAUGGGCUUGCUGGCAGUUCUCAGGUCCAAAGCUGUGAUAUCUACUAUUGGCGUCAUGGUUACGGCAUCUCACAAUCCUGAAGAAGAUAAUGGCGUAAAGCUGGUUGACCCUCUUGGAGAAAUGCUGCACCCUUCCUGGGAAGAGUAUGCUACACAACUAGCAAAUGCAGAGGAGGGAGAAUUACAGACAGUAAUAACAGAGAUCUGCCAAAAAGCAGCAGUGAACCAUCACAAAGAUGCUUCAGUUUUUAUUGGUAGAGACACAAGGCCAAGCAGCAAGAAACUUUCACAGUCAGUAAUAGAUGGUAUCUCUGUUCUGGGUGGCCAGUACCAUGACUAUGGUCUGGUGACAACACCACAGCUACAUUACAUGGUCUGCUGUCGAAACACCCAAGGGCAGUAUGGGAAAGCAACACUUGAAGGUUAUUACGAAAAACUAUCGAGGGCUUUUACGGAACUGAUAAAACAGUCUCCCAGCUCUGGCGAGAGUCAGAGGCACCUGAAGAUUGACUGUGCCAAUGGAAUAGGAGCCCUGAAACUAUCAGAAAUGAAGUCCUACUUUCCAGAGGAGGUGCUAAUUCACCUGUAUAAUGAUGGAACCAAGGAGAAACUCAAUCACUUAUGUGGUGCAGAUUUUGUGAAAGUUCACCAGAAACCCCCUAGAGGGCUAGACAUGAAGCCCAAUGAGAGAUGCUGCUCAUUUGAUGGCGAUGCAGAUAGAAUUGUCUAUUACUAUAAGGACACAACUGGCCAUUUUCACCUAAUUGAUGGAGAUAAAAUAGCAACUUUAAUUAGUAUCUUCCUUAAAGAACUUCUUGCCAAGGUGGGUCCGACCUUAAAGAUGGCAGUGGUGCAAACAGCAUAUGCCAAUGGGAGUUCAACACGCUACCUUGAAGAAACACUGAAGGUACCUGUGCACUGCGUCAAAACAGGAGUGAAACACUUGCAUCACAAGGCCCAGGAGUUUGAUGUUGGUGUUUAUUUUGAGGCAAAUGGACAUGGUACAGUAUUAUUUAGUAAAGCUGCUGAAACUAAAAUAAGACAACUGGCAAAAGAGGAGAAAGAUGAUGAAAAAAGAGAAGCAGCGAAGGUGCUUGAAAACAUGAUUCACUUGAUUAAUCAGACAGUUGGUGAUGCUAUUUCAGACAUGUUGGUUAUUGAAGCAAUCCUGGCUUUGAAAGGUCUGACCGUGCAACAGUGGGAUGCCAUCUACACUGACCUUCCGAAUCGGCUGCUCAAAGUUCAGGUUGCAGACAGGCGAGUGAUUGACACAACAGAUGCAGAAAGGCGUGCAGUUGCACCUCCGGGACUACAGGAGAAAAUCGAUGCACUUGUAAAGAACUACAAAUUGUCCCGAGCAUUUGUCCGUCCAUCAGGAACAGAAGAUGUUGUUAGAAUAUACGCUGAAGCAGACACACAGGAGAAUGCAGAUGCCCUCGCCCAUGAAGUAAGCCUGGCUGUUUACCACCUCGCUGGUGGAAAAGGAGCACCACCCCAGCCUAUAUAACAAAUGGCCAACGAGACCAAGUGGACCAUUCCCUCCUUCCCCCAACCUUGCCGCACUGCAAGGACAGGCUACUUGCAUUAUAAAGGAAAUCAAGGUUUCUGUCCUUAAACCUUCAGUCCAAGCCUCCAUGAGAAUGCCAUAAAAGACAGUGUGAUUCAGCAUGACUAUUGUUCUUCCAGAAAUGCACAGUAAUAACCUAACUAAAACUAGGUUGGCUAAUAAUGGUGAUUAGAACAGCUUAGAGAACUGAACAAAAAUUAGGAGCCAAAUCCCCAGAAAAUAAAAUGAAGGAAGGAACCUUCAAGAUUAGCUUUCAAUUUAGAAACACUACAGGGCACAAACUGACACCAUCUAUGACAGUCCUUCCACCCUCUAACCCACACAAGCAUCUUUUAAAUAACAGAAUAAUUAGAGGCGACUAAAUGUCUACAGAGCUGUGCCAAGACAGCAGCUCUCACAUGGUUACUACUGUGCAGUAUAAAGGAAGAGACAAGAUACCUUUUGUCCUUGGUGGCCUCUCAUUUCUAGGUUCUUCAGCAAGUGCCAGUUGGUUUGCAUUCAUUUUAUUCCAACAGAACUGAGUUACAGAGGCACUGAGGAAGUAGUCUGCACGCAUUAAUACUACUGACCAAGAAAAAUCUAUGGGGUCACCUUCACAAGCAGGUUUGUUGCAACACCUUCCAGACAGAUCAUGCAGGAGUAAUUUAAGUGAGUCAUGCUGAGAUGACAUACAGUUGUCUGAUCUCAUGCAUUAGUCACUGAGACGUGUGGGUGUAUUUUGAGUUCUUAGACAUUACUGCAACUAAAUACUUUAAGAAUAAAAUACUUGAAGAAUAAAUUACUAUUACUGAUUAGCUCACAAGUGUGGAGAAUCCCUUGCCCCAGGCUAAAUCAAACCAGCUUGAACUCAUCUGGUGUGUAGCAUCACUUGCUCUGGGGGCCUCUCUGAUACUGUGAGGAAAUGAACGGUGGACUGCUGUGGGUGAAGGCCAGAAAAGGAAAGGAAAUAGAAAACCAAAGAUUUUUGUACACUAAAAUCUUACCAAGAGGCUUGGACAAACAACCAAAAACUUAAAUGACAGUGUCUUCU